AUGGACGACCAAGAGAAGCAGGUUCAACAAGAACAAAAGAAAUUCGGAGACCGCCUCCGCGAGGUGGCCAGUAUCUCCAAAAUUCGAGAAAGGCUCCGCAGACGCCAAUACCGAGUCAAGCAAGGAAGCCCGCCGCCAAAGCCACCGCCGUACUGUCCGCACUGGCACAAGGCACGGCCUAAGCCGCAGAAGGCGUGGACAAAGGUCGGAACAGAGAGGCUCAGGGGCUACGAGGACGGGUUUGUAAGCCGUCUGGAGAGGUAUGAGGAGCGCCUGCAGGAUCCAACAUCCAAGGAGGCGAGGCAGAAGGCCGCGCGCGGGGCCGGCUACAGCUCGACGGCGACUACGCUGUGCGGCGCGCCGGUGAAUCCUGAGGCGGAGCUGGUGGACAUGUUCGAGAGGCUGCGGGAGCUCGAGAGACUGUACGAGCUGUCGGAUGAUGAUGAUGAUGAUGAGGAGGAGGAGGAGGAGGAGGAGGAGGAGUGCGCCGGAGCGAGACAAGAGCAGUCAGAGGAGGAUCGGGAAGAGUACUCUUCCACCGAGGCAUGGAUAAGCGGGGCCAGAAGUCUUGGGACUGGAUCACUGAAGGGGAAAAAUUCGAAGAAGUUCGUGCAGCGCGGAUUCCAUGGCACGCCGCAGUCACUCGCGUUUGGAUGGGCAUGA
This is a messenger RNA of Diaporthe citri, 663 nucleotides long. RefSeq lists its product as uncharacterized. The record is from RefSeq and is a predicted model, not a curated record. Lineage: Eukaryota; Fungi; Ascomycota; Sordariomycetes; Diaporthales; Diaporthaceae. Bases 1 to 663 code for a protein of 220 amino acids. The transcript has 2 exons.